This is a messenger RNA of Cuculus canorus (common cuckoo), 2159 nucleotides long. RefSeq names its product capping actin protein of muscle Z-line subunit alpha 2 (gene CAPZA2). The record is from RefSeq and is a predicted model, not a curated record. Bases 63 to 923 code for a protein of 286 amino acids. Gene Ontology annotation, biological process: barbed-end actin filament capping; actin cytoskeleton organization. NCBI's taxonomy places the organism in Eukaryota, Metazoa, Chordata, Aves, Cuculiformes, Cuculidae. Gene Ontology annotation, cellular component: F-actin capping protein complex; actin cortical patch. Gene Ontology annotation, molecular function: actin filament binding. The transcript has 10 exons.
CGCAGGGAGCGCGGGCCCCGCCCUUCCUGGCGGUGCGGGCGGCGGCGGGGCCGGGCGGCAAGAUGGCGGACUUGGAGGAGCAGCUCUCCGAUGAGGAGAAGGUGCGUAUAGCAGCAAAAUUCAUAAUUCAUGCUCCUCCUGGGGAAUUCAAUGAAGUGUUCAAUGAUGUUCGGUUGCUGCUGAAUAAUGACAAUCUUCUCAGGGAAGGAGCAGCCCAUGCAUUUGCACAGUACAACUUGGACCAGUUUACUCCAGUAAAAAUUGACGGUUACGAUGAACAGGUUUUGAUAACAGAACAUGGUGAUUUGGGAAAUGGAAAAUUUUUGGAUCCGAAGAACAAGAUUUCUUUUAAAUUUGAUCAUUUAAGAAAGGAGGCUACUGAUCCUAGACCCCAUGAAGUUGAAAAUGCUAUAGAAUCCUGGAGAAAUUCAGUUGAAACAGCAAUGAAAGCAUACGUGAAAGAACAUUACCCAAAUGGUGUCUGUACAGUGUAUGGUAAAACAAUUGAUGGGCAGCAGACCAUUAUUGCUUGCAUAGAGAGCCAUCAGUUCCAAGCAAAAAAUUUUUGGAAUGGCCGUUGGAGGUCAGAAUGGAAGUUUACAAUCACCCCUUCAACCACUCAAGUGGCUGGCAUCUUGAAAAUUCAGGUUCACUAUUAUGAAGAUGGCAAUGUUCAGCUGGUGAGCCAUAAAGACAUACAAGAUUCUCUAACAGUGUCUAAUGAAGCCCAGACAGCAAAGGAAUUUAUAAAAAUUGUAGAGGCUGCAGAAAAUGAGUAUCAGACUGCUAUCAGUGAGAAUUAUCAGACUAUGUCGGACACUACUUUCAAGGCCUUACGUCGACAAUUGCCAGUUACUCGCACCAAGAUUGACUGGAACAAGAUCCUUAGCUAUAAAAUUGGAAAAGAGAUGCAGAAUGCUUAAAGUGAACGUUGCAUGACUGGAUCAUUUUAGUGUUCUUGUAUACAAAUAAAAAUUAUUAUUGAAAAAAAGUAUUUGGAACUGUCAAAUCACCCAGUCAGCAUGGGCUUUCACCAUUGAAAAUCACUGUAAGUAGCUUGGUUAGAGCACAAAGCUUAGCAAAUUGACUUCUUUCCUUUUUCUUUCUUUUCAGAGGUUUGCAACUUCAGUAUAGCUGAAUAUCUUCCUUUAGAGUUUCUGUUGUACCUUUAUUUUUUUAUAAUGAAGAGACCAUGCCUUUAGUUUUCAAUCACACUUUAAGAACAAUUUGAAAAAUAUUUUUGCAUAUAAUAACCCUUUCUCUUGCUUUCAUGUGAAACGAACAACUUCCAAAAUUUGCUGGAUUCCUUGUUGAGCUCAGUAAUGUGCAUUUCUAGUUCAAAGUCAACAUGGAGUUAGCCAUGGGUGCUGUUUUUGAAAUCAUCUGUGCUUUCAUUGUAUGAAAGAUUGGGAAAAGCAUUUUCUAUAUUGUUUAAACCUUUCUGAAUACUUAUUUAGCAGACUCUGUGGUAAUUGAUUUUUGUUCCUUAAAGAAAAGGCCAAGGUCUAACACUGUUUUAAGAUCUUAUAAUUAAAUAAAAGUACUUACUUCAGAAAUGCAUUUAAUGCUUUCCUGACAGUUACUUAAAUGAGCUCGAACUCCAUUUGCCAUUGAGGUUUUUUAUCAUAAAGCCACAAAUGUAUUAUAACAAGGCAUAUUGUAAUAUAUCUAAUCCUGUACUCAUUACUAUGUCUAUCAGUUUACUUUUUCUUGGAUUGAAAUGUACUAAAAUUCAAUGUGACAUUAAAAUGCAAAUUUUCUAUUUAUUUGAGUAUCAGAUUGCUUCCUGAUAGAGCCUCUGUUGAUGGUGUUUCUAUAUAUUUUAAAAAUACUGCUUAAAUCUGUCAGAAACUUGUUGCCUUUUGGCUAUUGUGAGUGUAUUUUGAAGAUUGUUGUAAUACCAUCAUCUGUUGUUUCCAUUUGCAUUUAAGAAACAGCUACAUGUGGAAGUCUACUUAAAACAAGUAUAUUUCAGCUUCGUAUUGACUUCAGAGGAUGGAAGAAAUUGCAAGACCAAAAAUAGCAUGUCUUGAGAAUACUUGCCCUGUUCAAUAUAUCUUGUAUUGAAAAUGGACAUCUAAAACCACAGACAUUACAAAUGCUGUGUAACACUUACAUGAAAUGCAUAGAUUUCAUUUUUAAUUGGGUGAAAACCUGUU